AUGGACAUCUCCAACCCGCGGAGGAUUCUGGCUGUUAGCCUGGAAGGCUCAGAAUCGCAUCUGAGCCGUGUUCUCAAAGAUCUCACGGGCUCAUCCCCAGAAUCCUCAUCAGCCUCACUAGCAGGUAUCACCCACGACCUUGAGCUCAAAACACCCUACUACACAGCCUCCAUCCCAAUCUGGUUAGAUGUCAUCGCAUCGCCUUCAGAAUGGGCCUCAUCGUUUCUAUCCGAAGAGGCCCACGAGGUCCUUGCCGUUUUGGGCGGCCUUAUCCUCGUCUUUGUGAUACCGAAUGAGAAGCCUGCUGCUUUGACUCGGGAUGACCAACCUCCUAGUCUGAUUCGACAUGUGAGCAGUGUCGUUCAGGAUGGCCUGGGUGGGUGGAAUUGGGAUGGGGUGAGGCUGGCUAUUGGGAUUGGCGAGGGCGACGCCGAUGAGUGGGAUGAGCUGUGUGCGGAAGCUGGAAUGGAGUUUGUUCAGCUUAAAAGUGGGCAAAUGGAAAAGAAUGAAUUUGGAGAAAAGACGGGUAUCCCCCGCGUCCGGGAAGCACUGGAAUCAAACGACUGGGAGCAUAUAUUUGUUGGAGAUCCAUUAUCUGACUCUGACGAGGCGCAUUCUGAAAAGUCCGACGGCGCCGACGAUUUCAACCCAGAGAGCUUAGAAUUUGGCGUCGACCGUUCUGAUUUCGAAGGCCUGCGCAUGGCGAUAUGGGAGACGAGUCAUCGCGAAACAGGCGAUUCCGAAGAUGCCGACACGGCCAAUGCACCGAAGACUUCAGAUGUAGCGGGUGGCUCUGCCGCCGACGCAAAGGACGAAGACGGUGAGCUUGGCGAUGAGGACAUUGCAAAGGUGGAAAAGAUGAUGAGAAAGCUUCAAGCGGCGAAAGAGAUGGGCGAGGGCAUGAGUGAGGCGCAAAGAAAGCGAUUGGCAGCUAGGGCAGUGGAGGAGGUGAUGCGAGAGCUGUGA
Messenger RNA from Trichoderma gamsii, 966 nucleotides. RefSeq lists its product as hypothetical. The transcript has 3 exons. Gene Ontology annotation, biological process: vesicle-mediated transport. Gene Ontology annotation, molecular function: protein-macromolecule adaptor activity. The record is from RefSeq and is a predicted model, not a curated record. The coding region runs from base 1 to 966 and encodes 321 amino acids. Lineage: Eukaryota; Fungi; Ascomycota; Sordariomycetes; Hypocreales; Hypocreaceae.